GAGACACUGACUCAUCAGCACGUCACGUGGUAUCCCGCCCAGUGUCACCUGACUUGUUUGUAUCGCUCGGCUCAGCUGCCUGAAGUUUCACACAGAGGGAGAGACAAGGGAAAUACGUGAGGGGGACAUAGAUGGACUCUCCAGUUCUCUGGGGCUGUGUGUGUGUGUGAGGGGCAGCUGUGUGAUAUAGAGACAGACUGAGGGGCUGCUGAGUGAUAUAGAGACAGACUGAGGGGCUGCUGUGUAAUAUAGAGACAGACUGAGGGGCUGCUGAGUGAUAUAGAGACAGACUGAGGGGCUGCUGAGUGAUCUAGAGACAGACUGAGGGGCUGCUGAGUGAUCUAGAGACAGACUGAGGGGCUGCUGAGUGAUCUAGAGACUGACAGGGUGAGGGGCUGCUGAGUGAUAAAGAGACAGACUGAGGGGCUGCUGAGUGAUAUAGAGACAGACUGAGGGGCUGCUGAGUGAUCUAGAGACAGACUGAGGGGCUGCUGAGUGAUCUAGAGACAGACUGAGGGGCUGCUGAGUGAUCUAGAGACAGACUGAGGGGCUGCUGAGUGAUCUAGAGACAGACUGAGGGGCUGCUGAGUGAUCUAGAGACAGACUGAGGGGCUGCUGAGUGAUCUAGAGACAGACUGAGGGGCUGCUGAGUGAUAUAGAGACAGACUGAGGGGCUACUGAGUGAUAUAGAGACAGACUGAGGGGCUGCUGAGUGAUAUAGAGACAGACUGAGGGGCUGCUGAGUGAUAUAGAGACUGACAGGGUGAGGGGCUGUUGAGUGAUAUAGAGACAGACUGAGGGGCUGCUGAGUGAUCUAGAGACAGACUGAGGGGCUGCUGAGUGAUAUAGAGACUGACAGGGUGAGGGGCAGAGAAGAUGCAGUGUCGAGACAGUAUAAUCUAGAGCAAGACAGUGUAAUAUAGAGUGAGACAGUAUAAUAUAGAGUGAGACAUUUGCUGCUUACUUAAUAGACUGAAUUACCCAGUGAGACACUCUGUGAGUGAGGGGACAGACAGACGCCCUCAUAUGAGUCUAUUGGAACUACAGGCAAUUGAGUAGAUACAAAUCUAUUAUCACAAACCAAAGGGACUGAUAUAAGGGCAGAGUUGCUGGGGAUGAAUCAGAGAAGCUGAUCAUCAACUGUAGUCUCAUGAGAGGCCUCUCUUAAUCAUUUUCCAGGCUGCCUAUCUAAUGUCAUAUGAACAGGACUGAAUAGAACAUCACUGUAUAAUAACGUUAAUACUCAUACAGUAAAAGAAAAUGCUUGAUUACUGAAACUGGUUCCUUUGCUUGCAUGUCAUUGUCAUGUGAACUUUUCAUGUUAAAUUGUGUACCCAGACAUUUUCGACCACUUUUGCAUACACAUGUCAAAAAAAUAGAUAGAUUUUAAAACAAAGAGUUAAAAAAAAUUUAAUUCUGCUUUAAUUUUCUGUUUUAAAGGCCAACUAACACGAUGAGGUCUGGACUGGGAGUCAAAAUAGGCCCUGGCAUUCCAAGUACAGAGAGGCCCAAACAGCAGCCCCUCCCCCUUUUAAGCUGCAAUAUACAGGCCAAAUUUAGAGGGUUUUAAGACACAGGAAACAUGAAGGAAAUCCCUAACAACGGUUCAUCGUUCCCUGCAAAUGUUACAUUUUGCCCCAAUGGGACGAGGUGGAUCUGGACUGUCCUUGAUGAGUGCACGGUGGAUGCUCGGGAUGAAGCCAGUGUCUACAUGGGGCUCUUUUCCAUCCUCUGCUUCAUGGGGGCCUCCUUCCCGCAGUUCUACACGGCGUGCAAGACUGGCAAGAUGGACAAAGCCAUAUCCAUUUGGUUCCUCUUGGGCUGGACCACUGGAGACACUUUGAACCUUGUGGGGACUUACCUAGCGGAUCAGCUUCCCCUGCAGAGAUACACUUCGGCCUAUUAUAUAUUUGCGGAUCUGAUAAUGUUGUGCUUUUACUUCUAUUUCAAAUGUCGGAACCAAAGUCCCAGCAUGUAUGCCCCCAUUAAUGCAGUGUGUGGAUUAGCGUUUUUGGGCUCUGUGGCUACUUUCUCUCUCCUGCAAGAGGCGGGACCCAUGCCGAUGAAUUCUGCAGAAGCCUUUCACAGCCGUCACCUGCUUUCGACCAAUGGAGAAGAGGAGUAUUCAGUGAAAAAUAAGAUUGGCUUUGCUUGUGGCUUACUGUCCACGUUGUCCUACUUGCUCUCCCGACUGCCUCAGAUCUACACCAAUUUCAAGAGGAAAUCCACAGAAGGCCUGGCCCCCACUCUGUUCCUGCUAGUGAUCCUGGGUAACCUGACCUACGGAGCCAGCCUAUUACUGAAGAACCCAGACUCUGGACAGUCAGAGGGAUCCUACGUCGUGCGGCAUUUGCCCUGGCUCACCGGCAGUCUGGGGGCUGUGUUUUUGGACCUCAUUAUUUUAGGCCAGUUUUUCAAUUACCGAGGGAGACUCAACGACCCGCUGGAACAGUAGCCUCUUUUACAGCCUGACAUUGAUUUGUCUUCUCUUAAAGAAACAGCGCAGCUUUUAUUCUUGGCUACGUCCCAGCCCUCUGGAUUCAUCCGUGGGAAACGGAGCCGCUUACAGCUGGUGCCAUGUGGACUUUUUUUUUAUUAUUUGAUUGCACAAAUACUUGAAAAUUCCUGAUUUUAUACCGUUUUAAGAAUUUCAACCCUAUUCACUGUAGAUUUUAGAUGGCGGCUCAAGGGAGGAGCGUUGCGCAGUGAUUGGAUGCUCAGGGAGACACUUCCACCCAUCUGACUGCAAGAGGCAAAUUCUUAUUGAUUUCAUUCAUGUGAUUAUUUUGUGACAGGACUGCAGGUCAGUGGUUAGAGCAAGAGACAAAUGUCUUUUCUGGUGCUUCUUGCUUGUGAGCUGAGCCCUGCCCAAUCUAUAUCUAGAGCAUCUGCUGCCAAAUGGGGAUACAAGGGAAGCUGUGGAUCCCCAAUUCUGGAUGAAUCCUUUAUGUAAAUACUAACAGUAACAUUUAAUUACCAAGUUAACCUUUAGCACUUUACAUUCAUCCCUCCACAUUCCCUCUCUGCCCUGCCCUAAAACCAGUCCUGUUUAUAAGCUUUCUAUUACAGGGAUCUCUACGUGCAGGAGAACAGGGAGUAUUGCGGCUUCUGUAGCCGUUCAAAACCGACAGUGAAACGCAAUGUUUGGACUUAUUUUAGUGUUUAGAUUUUUUAAAUUGAAUCUUCCAAACGGACAGUCCAAUAGGAGACGACGGGGAAGGUCGGAUAAAGGGAAUGUUGUGCUUAUAUUAAAGCUACUGUCAUGGUAAAUACUGGAUCAGUGAUCUGUUAGGAUCAGGUUCUUUACUUUUUUAUAGGGGUUUUGAGACUUCGAGGUGCUUCAGUAGAACAGCUUUGGCUGCAGGAGGAUGCUGGGAUUUGUAGUUCUACUCCCCUGUAGAGCAAUAACCAGUCUGUACAGGAAAGGGCAGCAGGAAACGACUUCACACGUGGACCUUUAAUGUAUCCAAAGCCCAAUCUGUUCAUUAAAGGGAAUAAAACAUGUAUUUGGGAGAACACUGAA
Messenger RNA from Xenopus laevis (African clawed frog), 3523 nucleotides. It is a transcript of the gene slc66a1.S, whose product is annotated as solute carrier family 66 member 1 S homeolog. Bases 1583 to 2455 code for a protein of 290 amino acids. NCBI's taxonomy places the organism in Eukaryota, Metazoa, Chordata, Amphibia, Anura, Pipidae. The transcript is spliced from 10 exons. The record is from RefSeq and is a predicted model, not a curated record.